Molecule: messenger RNA, 2938 nt
Organism: Uloborus diversus
Lineage: Eukaryota; Metazoa; Arthropoda; Arachnida; Araneae; Uloboridae
Product: S1 RNA-binding domain-containing protein 1-like
Exons: 20
Coding region: 112-2877 (921 amino acids)
Biological process (GO): nucleobase-containing compound metabolic process; translation
Molecular function (GO): structural constituent of ribosome; mRNA binding
Source: RefSeq, a predicted model, not a curated record
AGUAUUUUUUACAUGUGAUUGUUUGCUUUUACAGUGUUGCCAAAAGUAUUCAUGAUUUUGCAUAUUUUGUUUCAGUUAUUAAAUGGAAUUUACAAUUAAGAAGGAAUCUACAUGAAUACCUCUACAGAGAUAAAUAAAGUGUCUGCCACAGAUGCAGAUAGUGAUAUUGUUGUAAUUUCCCCUCCAAGGAAAAAAAGAAAAGUUGCCCAAAAAGUAGUCAUAAUUGACUCUGAGGAUGAAGAAAGUGCUCUAUCCGAAGCUGAUAAUGAUGAUGAUUUUGUUCCAUCCCCAGAAAAGCAAAAACCAAAGGCAAAAGCCUCUUGUCCUCGAAAAAAUGUAAAAAAAUCUACCGCUUCUGUUGAGGGAAAGAAAAAAACAACUGCAGUUAAAAGAAAAGCAGCAAAUCCAGAUAAACCUGUGAAAAAAAGAAAAGUUGCGAAGAAAACAGAGGUUCCAGCUGAUGUAAAGGAUAAAAUUGUGCCAUCUUCCUCUAAAGAAAUAACACAAUCUCUUGAUGAAACAUCAGUUGCUGAAGCUAUUCAAAAGGCUAGACUCUCAGCUGAACCUUGGAAGGAUGAAGAGGUUGUUGCUGAAACUGCUAAAGUUCCACUAAUUACUGCAAAAAAUGUAAUAAGUCUUCUAAAUCAAGAAUGUACUAUACCGUUUAUUGUAAGGUACAGAAAAGAAAUGACUGGUGGAUUGUUAGCUGAUAAAAUUCGAGAUAUUCAGGAAGCUUAUGAAGAAGUGAAGACUGUUCACAAAAAAGUAGAAGCAAUACUAAAAACGGUGAAGAAUGAAAAGUUUUUCGAUAAAGCUGCAGUUGAAUUAUUAAGUGCCAAAACCUUGGAUGAAGUUGAACUUCUGUAUGCUCCAUUUAAACCUGGAAGUAAGAAAUCUCUUGCUGAAAAAUCGAAACAAUUAGGUUUAGAAGGAGUUGCAUUACAGCUUUUAAAUUGGCCAGCAUCUUUAACAUCUGUCAAUGUGGCCUCAUAUGUUAAACCUGUUAAAGGUUUAGAAACAGAGGAGAAGGUGUUAGAGGGUGUUAAGUACAUAAUAGCUGAUGUAAUUUCAAAAGAUAGAAGAAUACUUGAUUUUGUCAGACAAAGAAUUCAGUGUUCCAGUAUUCGAAUAUUGAGCAGUAAGUCCAGUGCUGCAGAAAAGCUGGAUAGGCAAGCACAUGUAGAAGGAAAAACAACACAAAAUUUCAAAUAUGAAAACUAUUUCUCUUUUAACAUGUCCCUAACUAAUGUAGCACCUCAUCAAGUUAUGGCUCUUAACAGAGGUGAAAAGCAGAAAGUGUUAACUGUUAAAGUUCAAAUUCCUAUAGGGUUAAAGAAAUCCAUUUCAGAGUUUUGUUGGAAUACAUUUUUUCAUCAGAAAAGAUUAGAUCGUGAUACUUUUAACUUCCUCAGGGACUGUUUUGACGAUUCAUAUAAUCGAUUGAUAGAGCCUUACAUGUGUCGCCAAAUUAGGUCAAACCUUACAAAAACUGCUGAGAAGGAGUCUAUUGCAGUAUUUGGCUCGAAUGUGAAAAGCUUGCUUUUGACACCUCCUGUGAGAGGAAAAACUGUUAUUGGAAUUGAUCCUGGUUUUUCACAUGGGUGCAAAAUUGCUGCAGUUUCUUCUAAAGGGGAAGUUUUAUGUACAGAUGUCAUUUUUAUACACUCUAAAGUGAAACAGAAAUUCAAGAACGAUCUUCUGAAUGAAAACAAACUAAGAUGUAUGAUUUUUGAUUUUAAGGCUGAAAUAAUUGCUAUAGGGAAUGGCACAGCAUGCCGAGAAACAGAAGCCUGGCUUUCUGAUUUAAACAAUUCAAACUUUUUUGCUCCUUUUAAAGUCAAGUACUGCAUUAUAAAUGAGUCUGGGGCAUCAAUUUGGAGUGUGACCAAAGAAGCCGAAGAAGAAUUACCCAAUAUGGAUCCUAAUAUUCGAAGUGCUGUUUCUAUUGCACGAAGACUUCAAGACCCGUUGUUAGAAUAUGUAAAAGUGGAGCCAAAGCAUCUAGGAGUUGGAAUGUAUCAACAUGAUAUUGCUGAAAACCAAUUGAAAAGUGCUUUGGACAGUGUAGUUGAAGAGUGUGUGAGUUUUGUUGGUGUUGAUCUUAAUGUAUGUCCUGAGGUUUUACUCAGAAAAAUUUCUGGAUUAUCUUCAGCAAAGGUGAAACAAAUAAUUGCCUAUAGAACACAAAAAGGUUAUUUCAUAAAUCGGCAGCAGCUAUUAAAGGUCAAAGGUUUGGGUCCAAAAACAUUUGAGCAAUGUGCUGGGUUUGUUAAAAUUCUUCCAGAAACAAGCCUACUAACUAGUUCAUUACCUACUGGUAUCAAAGAAAUUGCUUUAUUUAAACCAAAUCCGUUAGAUCAAACAAUAAUUCAUCCGGAGUCAUACAGUGUUGCUGAAAAAUUUUUAGAAGAAUUAAAAGGUAAACCAUCGGAGAUAGGACAACAAAGUUUGGUUGAAAAAGUGAAUUCACAUCUGAAAUUUACUUGUGUUGAAGAUCUUGCAAAGAAGUAUAACAUUGCUGUUUCAGCAAUGCAACUAAUAAUUGAUGCUUUCAAACAGUUACAAGGUUAUGAUAUAAGAGGAGAACUGAGCCAACCUCUCUUCAUGACAUCAGUGCAGAAACUGACAGACCUUAAAAAUGGUCAAGUUCUCACAGGUCGUGUUUGCAACAUGACAGGAUUUGGAGCCUUUGUAGAUAUUGGUGUGGGCCAAGAUGGGCUUAUUCAUACUACACAAAUGCAGGGCCAAAAACUGAGUGUCGGUGACCGAGUGACUGUAAAAGUAAUGAAUGUAGAUGUUGGGCGAAAGAGAAUAGGAUUGCAACUCUCUCAUAAAAAUGACUUUGUAAAGAAAGAAUCAGCCUUUCAACUUUCCUAAAAAAAUAUGUAAUAUUUUUAAUAAAAUGUAUGUGAUAUAUCAUAAUUUAUGUCAAAUCGGG